GUGUUCUCCAGGGUCGUCGGCCGGGGUACUUUCUCUUUCCUGGAUCCGUUCUCUCCGGGGGUGUGGCUCUUCAUGCUGCUGGCCUAUCUGGCCGUCAGCUGCGUCCUGUUCCUGGUAGCACGUCUGACUCCGUAUGAGUGGUACACCCACCCCUGUCUGAAGGGGCGCUGUAACCUCCUCAUCAACCAGUACUCCCUGGGGAACAGCUUCUGGUUUCCUGUGGGGGGGUUCAUGCAGCAGGGCUCCACCAUCGCCCCCCGCGCCCUCUCCACCCGUUGUGUCAGCGGGGUCUGGUGGGCGUUCACACUGAUCAUCAUCUCAUCCUACACUGCCAACCUGGCAGCGUUCCUGACGGUGCAGAGGAUGGAGGUCCCCAUCGAGUCAGUGGACGACCUGGCUGACCAGACCGCCAUUGAGUACGGAACCAUGCACGGAGGAUCCACCAUGACCUUCUUCCAGAACUCGCGGUACCAGACCUACCAGCGCAUGUGGAACUUCAUGCACUCCAAGCAGCCGAGCGUGUUUGUGAAGAGCACGGAGGAGGGCAUCGCCCGCGUGCUUAACUCCAACUAUGCCUACCUGCUGGAGAGCACCAUGAACGAGUACUACCGCCAGAGGAACUGCAACCUCACCCAGAUAGGAGGCCUGCUGGACACCAAGGGAUAUGGCAUCGGCAUGCCCGUUGGGUCCCUGUACAGGGAUGAGUUUGACCUGGCCAUUCUGAAACUGCAGGAGGAGAACCGUCUGGAGAUCCUGAAGAGGAAGUGGUGGGAAGGAGGGAAGUGUCCUAAAGAGGAGGACCAUCGAGCCAAAGGUCUGGGCAUGGAGAAUAUUGGGGGCAUCUUCGUGGUGCUGGUGUGUGGCCUGCUGGUGGCCAUCUUCAUGGCAGUGUUGGAGUUUGUCUGGAUGCUGAGACAGACGCCAGGACACGAGCUGUCUGUGUGUGAGGAGAUGUUCCGGGAGCUGCAGGGGAUCGUUCUGUGCCGGGAUAGCCUGCAGCUUCGCCGCCGCCGCACCCCCGCCAUGCUCCGGCCACGCCCCCUGCCUCUGGAGGAGCGCCGGGCUCGAGCUGCGGCCGUGAACCUCAGUAACGGGAAGCUGUGUGCCGGUACCGGGCUACCGGAGCCCCUGUCGCACAGACUGGCUCAGGAGGCAGCGCUAGUGGCCCGCGGCUGCAGCCACAUCCGGAUCUGCCCGGAGUGUCGGAGGUUCCAGGGUCUCCGCCUGCGACCGCCAGGACCGGGCGCUGUCCUGCCCUCGCCCACUCACAGCGACGAGAGCAUAGAGUGGGAGAAGACAACCAAUAGCAGCGAGCCUGAGUAACCCCCCCCCCUCCCCCCUUCACACAAACACACACCUGCUCUCUGUCACCCAGAAACUCUACCCAGCUGACACUUUCCCACUCCCACUGGGGGGGUUAGCGGUUGUCCUGAGGUUUACCUGGAAGGGCGGGGGUCUUGUUUAUCCGGGUGGGGGGACCCCUGUCCAAAACGGAGCUGGGCGUUGGCAAUUGCAGAAUGCUGAUUGGAAACUAGUCAUGGAAUGUUGUGUUUGUGGUUAUUGUCCAGAUCUCAGAUGGGAGACAGAAAGUGGUCAUCGAAUGGACUGACCCUAUUGGCCCACCGCCCUGUGUAGCACAGGAAGAAUACAAAGACAGACAGCUACUUUGUACUAUGCAGUAUUUUCUGUCAUGCGUCGUGCCGUUGAUCUCUUUUAUAAGUUAUUUCUUUCCUCUGUUGUGUUACUAGUAUUGAUAUUGAUACUGUAUUCUACUGUUCUUUCAAGAAUUCAACAUUUCUUUACCUGGAGAGUUUAUGGACACUCACCUCUGCAGAGCAGAAGAAAGGCAGACUCUAAAAGCACUUAAGAUGCCACAUUGUUCUUUGAAGAAAAACUGCUACUUUGAAGGUGCCAAAAACAUACCAACAGUCUAUUACAGAAGGUGCUAUGGCCUUCGGAAGAAUACAAAGAAAUCACGCACACACAUUCACACUCAAACACACACUCACAACCACUCAUGCACACACACAUACAAUCCCUCUCACACACACGCUCAAGGACUUGUUUUAUAGUAGUGAUAUUCUAUACAAAAUAAGUUGUAUCUUGAUCUCUGAGACACAGCAGUGCAUGUCAGAAAGAGUCAGUGCAGCUGAUUGGCUAGUUGAGAGGUUCUCAUAGAAGUUAGAAGCCGUUGCCUAGAAACACAGCACCCUGACGGAACAAGACCUUGUCCCUGACACCUCCCACUCCCUGUGUCAUGCAGGUCAUCCAUAAACGUUUUAUAAAUGCUUUCGUUUAUGGUUACCACUCUCUGGUUACUAAACUUGUGCUUUAAUCUUUUUAUUCCUGUCUUUCAUGCAGUGUUUAUGUCCUCAGUCUAUUCACCCACCUCUAUUUAAAACUGAAAUGAAUAGGCCCUCUAUUUCCUAGUGGAAGUGAGGCUGGAGUCCUCUAAAUGUCUAAUCUUAAUUCCUCAUGAAGCGCCUAUGGUGAUAUUACCUGCACCAGUAGCCGUAGGACAGUUUCUGAGUAAAGUAGGUUUCCUUCAAACUUCGUCAGACAGAUAAAGCUGUUACCUUGGCCUGUGACAAACAGCGAAAGGGAUGUCUGGGCAGGCAAUGAUAGGGCUGAAGCCUGUCUAUCUGUCAUUAGAGCUCUCUGAUAGGUCCAUCAGUCUGUCUGUGCCCUGGAAGCGGUGCCAAUCAGAAAAGGACAGCCACUGAAACCAUGACAAUGCUUGGUCUUAUUGGAGCAGACCAGGUAUGACAUAUUCAUUACUCUUGGUCAUGUCUAAUAGGAACAAGAUCAAUACAUCAUGUCCAAGGAAGACGUCCCCUGGAAUCAACUUUGUUGAUAACUAUCUGAUGCCAUCAAAUUCAAAGUUUUAGACUAUAAUUUUUAUGACAUUUGCCCUCAAAGAACUCACUUUAUUUUCAAAUAAACCUUUUUUCAGUCCUAAACAACAAUCGUUCUCCUCCCACACACACACACAGGUCACUAUAGAAGGUAAUACUUGUUAUUUAGUAUGUGAUUAUGUUUAUUAUGAAGAUGAUGAAGAUGAAAAGUGAUGAUCCCUGCCUGGAGUAGGUCAUUCAGACUUAGUGUCUGAGUCUGUACGGAGUUGAGGCUUUCCUGUUUGGAGGGGUGAAGAGAGAAGGAGAGGGAUACAGGGGAUGAAGGGAUGGGAGGAAAUAAAGGAGGUAGAGAAGGAUAAAAAAUGAAAGAGAGAAGAAGAGUGAGGAACAAUCUGUACAGUUGAACUUGUUACGUUGUCUGGAAGAUGGUGUUGCCAACUGGCGGUGUGGAACUGUUGGGGGCGUGGUGUCAUUGUGGGCGGGACUCCGCUGGGGGGGGCAAGAUGGUUCCGCCCUACUGCAGUGUGUAAAUACAGUCUCAUCUACAGGGUUUCCCAGGCCUGGCUCCCGGGGUUUCUGGGCAUAUCAUCUCUAAUGCACAACAAACAGAUCCCUCCUAUCCACACACAGACACACACAUCCUUUACACACUCAAAUUUUACACGUCCUGUGCAUAGCUAUCUACCAGCACACACACACAGGAAAUGACAUACCAAAUUCACACCUUUAAUUAGUGUAGUCUGUAGAACAAGAGAUAGUGUUAGGUGAUUGUAAAAAGAUGGAUGGAUUUGAGUUGUGAGCCACACACUCAAAUUGUAAAGAUACCAGCACACGCAAACACACACACACAAACCUGCUCUCUGUCACCCAGAAACUACUCUCACACACAGUAAAUUGUGUUUGCAAUACCAAAUUCACACUUUUAAUUGGUGCAUUCUGUCGAACGAGAGAUUAUAGUGUUAGGUGAUUGUCAAAAUAUAGGAGCCACGGAAGGAUUUAAGUUAAACCAACUUGAAGGCUUAUGUGCUGUACAUACUAACUUAAUAAACACUGAAAACAUUUACAUAAGUGCUAAAUAAGAUGUGGUUUAAAGGAGAUUGCCAAUUACCUCUGAGUCUAACAGGGAGCAAGGAUUGUAUAGAAUUAUAACCAAUCCCAUGGAGAGCCCCUGGGAGCCAAACUGGGAAACCCUGUAUAGUAUGGCAGGGGUUGGCUGCUAUAUUUUAUAUGCUUUAUUUUCUUAUGUUGUCAUUUUUAUUCCACUAUAAAUACAUUUGUAAAAACAUUAAAACUCCGUUCUGGGGUGAUUUUCA
Molecule: messenger RNA, 4168 nt
Organism: Osmerus eperlanus (European smelt)
Lineage: Eukaryota; Metazoa; Chordata; Actinopteri; Osmeriformes; Osmeridae
Product: glutamate receptor ionotropic, kainate 4-like
Biological process (GO): monoatomic ion transport; modulation of chemical synaptic transmission; synaptic transmission, glutamatergic
Cellular component (GO): plasma membrane; kainate selective glutamate receptor complex; postsynaptic density membrane
Molecular function (GO): transmitter-gated monoatomic ion channel activity involved in regulation of postsynaptic membrane potential; kainate selective glutamate receptor activity
Source: RefSeq, a predicted model, not a curated record